AUUCGAGAGAAGGAUAGUUAAAUAUAGGGUAAACACACAGCUACAAUAUACAUAUAUAGAUAUACCUUACUUCCACUUGUAAUGUUUUUAGGUGAAAACAGACAGGUAUAAAUUCAUGUAUAUACAUUACAUACAGUUGUGAAUGCCAGUUUGGUGGGUGUUCUCUGAAUAACAAAACUUCGGGAUUAGUCGUGUUUUUCCGGAAGAAGUGCCUUAUCUAUAUACCCUAUAGAUAGUGCUUGUGGAUAUUUUGGGAGUUUGGUCUAACUAGAUGACUAGAUAACUACUACCCAGUUCCCAUAGUGACGUAUAUACAGGUGUUGUGUAUAUAGAUAUAGGUGUGGUCCCUCAUAGUACAACUCGUACUAGUACCGGUACAACACGGAACACGGACCGGCUGCCUACAACACGGAACACGAUUCGUUUUCCUCCGCAUUUCUGGAUUAUUUUAACCAAUCUGUGUGUAUAAACGGAUAACAUUCCUGGAUUAUUAUAAAUAUCAUCAUCAUUUAUUUGAUUCUGAUUUUUCCUGGAAUUUUUUUACUCGUUCAAUAUCUUAGUGAAUAAACGUAUUUAACAAGUCCGAUGAGGAUUACUGCGCGUGCAUUCCAAGGGAGAGCAUCUGGAGUUAAAUCAGGUUCAAACUUCUUGGAGAGAAUGAGCAUUUGGUUUAGAGCAACAUGGUUACUAAUAGUUCUCCUUCACGUAUGCGCACACGCACAAGAUAUACCGGAAGUACAUACAUCUCACGGAACAAUAGCUGGAUACGUUCAAGAAAUGUUUGGAAAGAAAAUAAAGACAUUUUUAGGAAUUCCGUUCGCCAUGCCACCUAUUGGUAACCUUCGCUUCAAACGUCCUCUGCCAGUAGAAAGUUGGGAGGGCGUUCUCAACACUAGUUCUUGGCACAACGCCUGUCACCAGACACCUUUUCUCUCAUUCGUUGGCAAGGUGGGCGAGGAGGGGGAGGCUAUUUGGAACCCAAAGACCCGAAUGAGUGAAGAUUGUCUCUACCUCAAUAUAUGGGUACCCGUCAACCUGGAGAUCCCUAUCAAGUCCACUAUGGUAUGGAUAUUUGGCGGGGGAUUUGUAACUGGAACUUCCGCCCUUGAGCUAUACGAUGGGACGGCUCUAGCUGCAUACGCAGAUAUUAUUGUUAUUUCAAUUAAUUACCGUUUGGGACCACUCGGAUUUUUAUAUUUCGGUAACGAAGAAGCGCCUGGAAAUGUGGGUCUUUUGGACCAAGUGUUAGCUCUGCAGUGGAUAAAUAAAAAUAUAGAAUAUUUCGGCGGAGUUCCGAAUGAUAUAACUCUGUUCGGAGAGAGUGCCGGGGCGGCUAGUGUGAGCUACCAUCUCAUGUCUGAAAUGUCUCAGCCUCUUUUUCAACGAGCAAUUAUGCAAAGUGGCACGUGCCUAAGUCACUGGGCCCACGUGACACCUGAUACCGCCCUCAGCUAUGCAAAAAUCCUUGCCAAGGAGAUGAACUGUUCAUCUGACGACGUAGGUGACGCCAUACAUUGCCUCCAACGUGCUGACGCCAAUGUCAUGUCAAAUAACCAAUGGAAGGUACCGAUAACGUUUCUCACAUUUCCAAUAGUGCCGACGACGGAUAACCAUUUUAUUAAGCAAAGUCCACAGGAAUUCUUACGCGCUGGUCGCUUUCCUAACAAGUCCCUGUUAAUGGGAGUCAACAGUGACGAAAGUGUAUACUUCCUUAAUUAUUAUCUAUUCGACAAGAUCGACUGGCCUUCUUCACGUUUAAAUCGGUCGCUUUUUCUUGACUCCAUCCCGAUGGUUGUGUCGGACAACGGUCUCUCUAAGAUCGCAUCAGACCGACGCCACCGCCCCCUGGUGGAUUCGAUCAUACAACAGUACGAGACGGAUUAUCUCCCGGGCACAGCUAAAAACUAUAUGAACAUCCUGGAUGACAUAGGUGGCGACUUCGCAUUCAAGUGUCCGGUUAUAGAGUUUGCUCAAGAAUUUAGUCGCUCCAGGCGAGGUUCUCCGCCAGUGUUUAUGUACAGCUUUGAGCACCGCUCACUGACGAAUCCCUGGCCAAACUGGACUGGCGUUCUCCACGGAGACGAGAUUGAGUAUGUAUUCGCCGUCCCUGUCAACGAUCAUAGACGUUCUUCUGAGGAACGUCAACUCAGCAUUGCCAUGGUGGAGUACUGGACCAACUUCGCAAAAUACGGUGACCCUGGUAACGGAAACAGAGCGACACGUUGGCCUGAAUAUACAUACGAUACCCAAGAAUACCUUAUUCUAAAACCCGGCCCGGUGUUUGACAUUAAGACUGGAUUGAGAUACAAGCAGUGUGCCUACUGGACUGAGUUUUACCCGAAACUAAAAAAAGCCAUAGAUGACGAGUUCAGAGACGGUUGUGUGUCUGGAACGUGUUUUGUGACGUCACAUGUGGCAGGAUGUAUCAUACUAGCGUGUCUAACAUUUGUCACCGUCCUGUUACAUCGAUAGCGCUAGGCGGAGUGGAGCAAUAGUUCAGGGAAACACGUUAUCAUCAGAAAAUGAUCCAGGGAGUUUUCAGACGCUUUCAAGAUAUCUACGCCAUCAUAUCUUCAAUAUUUCCAUUUCAUUUGCUGUGAUUCCUUACACUGUGUAUUUUAAGAGGUUCUCAUUUCGGAUCCCAUUGAUUGAAUUCGGAUAUCCUCGGAUUAUUCUCUGGAUCCUUUAUUGAUACCGAGCAACACAUGUACAUGUCAUAAUACCAUCAUAGUAUAUAUACAUCAUUGUACCUAAACAGACCAUUGGUUGUAAAUUAUGUACAGAAUAUCUAAACAUGUUUUGAAAUUUAAAAGUCCUGACAGUCCUAUAUUGGGUUAUUCUUCACAUUUCAUUUUUAUGUAUUGGCUUAAAUAAAUAAUUUAUUUUCAUGUGUGAUUUUGAAUUAAAGAAAUAAUAUUAUAUGAUUUUUUUAGUCACUGUAAAUGAAUCAGAUAUUUCAAAUCAUCGUUAACUGAACCAGUUGUUUAUUAAUUGCGUUUCAGAUUCAUAGUAAAAGUGUUAAUCUCAUAAUAUGAAAAUGUGGAUAAAUUAUAUUGAUAUGUUCCAUUAGUAUAUCCAUUCUUCAAACUAAUCCAAAGGGAGGCUACUAGACGUUGAUGUAUGUCGCCAUUCACCGUCAUCAAGGACACACUUUCACAAGUCAUAAAUACUGUCGAAAGUAACAUAAGUUUUAAAACGGAUAUACAUGUAACAUUAUUAAGUUUUAUUAACUUAAUACGACAUUGUUAACACCGUUGACUUUCUGACCAGCACGGUAAUUUAUCCGGGUCUGAGAUGUUUGUUAGAAUAACGAGUCUUCAAUUCAAAUAUUAAAAUAUCUACGACUGUUUUUGUAUUCGAAUUACGGACAUUGAUUGAAUCUUUUUAAUAGAUCCAAAAUGAAAAUAAAAUAUGAGCAUUGUAUUACUUGAACGGCGUCGCGAUGUUAUCCAAUUCCAGGAUAGCGUUACGACAAGUUAACGCAAAUAUUUCAUCUCCCUUAUUUUCACAAAUCUUGAAAUGUUUAACUUAAACUGCAUGGAUAUGAAUAAAAAUUAUUAGCCAAAAUAAUUGAGUAGUGAACACAUUUUGAUAUUUUCUCCAACAAGGGGUUGAAACGACUUUCCCCAACGAUCUCUUUAGCGAAUGAACUGUUCUCCAAAACAGCCUUUUAUACAUUAAACAGAUCGUCUGUCGCGAUUGAGCCUCUAUAUCAGUUAUUGUUCCUAUAUUCAGAACCAUUAGAAAAUUAAGUAAAGUCAUUAAACUCUGAGUUUCAAGUGAACGAAGCAGACGACAACUGCUGAGCGGGUAAAACACGAUUGAUCUCUGGAAAACAAAGAUUGUGUGAACAACAUUCAAAUGUGAUAUUUCUUACGCUAAUAGCUUCUGUUGCAUACCUUAUGGUUACCGCGAUAAACCUAACAUAGCAUUUUGGGACAUUUUAUUUAAUGUUACAACAGCAGUUUUGCCCCUAACAUCACCAAGGGAUUUAUAUUGUUCAGGGGGUAAAAAAGGAUACGUAUGUUUUAUUGCAUGUUUCAAACGGGUCUUCACGCUAACAUUUUAGGGAGCAUUUGGAGAACUGUAACGAAAACUAAAGGACAUGAUUCAUUAAAGAAACUCAUUCAUUCACGAUGUUACAACUUUUAAACAUUAAAUAAAACUUUUGGGAAAUAUAUGCAGCAAUUACCUACUCACCUCAUGGGUGUUAGGUUUGUAACGCCAUACGAAUAACGUGUAUUAUGACGUCACAUUUCAGGUAUGCGCUAAAUGAAUGCAUGUACAAGUGUGUGAUAUGUAUACUUUUACGACUAUAUAUUACAUUUCCACAUUGAUUGUGUCGCCUCUUCAUGGUUAAUGUGUGUGUAACCGUUUUGCGUUCAUACCGGCACGAGUAUGAAAAAAUGUCGUUCAAUCUUCAUAUUUGCAUUCAAUAUUUUAAGUUAUUGUUGAUCUAAAUGAUCUAAUCAAAGAUAUGCCCUUGUAUUUUUUCGAUAUUUAAGUGUCUGUGUCGUCAGUGAAUACGUGAUUCUUGAGACCUGGAAACGUCACCAAAAUGUUUGCUUCAUAAGGUUGCGCGAAGAGAAGCUUCAAAAUGAAGCUGAUCAAAUUGCGUUCAUAGCUCUAGGAACAGUUUCUUCCGGUACUGGUUAUAGGGGAAUUGCAGUGAAAAUGUUAUUAUAAGUGAGUGAUAUGUUUAUUAGUACAAUAUUAUAUUACAUUUUUACAUUGAGGGUGCCACUACUUCCUAUUUUCAAACAAUGCUGACUUUCCAUUGUUUUAUUCCCAUUUAGAAUUUUGUGGGGGAUUUAAUUAAAUAUCAUAUUCCAUGCCAAAUUAACGCUAAAUCAUAAUGAUACACAUACUGACAUUAAGUAUACGUAUACUUAAAUCGCAAUACAAAAUUGUUGUUGCAUUUAUUUGCAUCACGAAUUCUUCUUGUAAGAAUCCUGGGUCGGGAAGUAAAAUGGAGCAAAGAAUAUUUAUAAAUCGAAUAUUUUCACAACGUAAUCUUAAAUUUGUUAUUCACUGAUAACAGAAUGUAUUCAAUAAAGUAGUUUUAAAGAGCAUAUCUGUUCAAAAAUAUAAAGUUUAAGACAUUUACAUAGGUCAGGAUAUUUAACCACUGACUAGCUCAAGAAAACUUUUCAAAAUUAUUUUUAUUUGAAAAUACGUUAGUAAAACACAGUAUUUCUGUUUCCUAUCUGAAUAUUUCUUUAAAGGAUUUUGUCAACAUAUAUUGACGGAAAUGUUGCGUUGUUUCUGUCAGAUUACCAUGUUAAACAACUUCUUCAUGGCGAACGUUUAGAAUAUGUACUGAACUAAAUCUCGUAAAACAGCCACCGUCUGUCCAGAGAAAAUUCGGCGUUAUAAAGGGUUUCUGUGAUAAAUUGAACAAAUUUGAGAAGGAAUUCUUAAAAAAGGCCUUCAAAUAUAUUGACAAUAAGUAAGGUGGUAAGUCGAACGAGUGUGAUCACAUCCAUGUUCUAUUGUAUAGCUUAGGAAUAGUGAUAUUGGCUGCAUUAAAUCAUUGUUCAAUUCAAAAGGUUCCAAGGGAGACAACUAAAACACUUAUAACACUCAUGCAUCUAUUUGAUUAUCAUGAACUCAAACGCAUUACCAAUAAAUAAUGUAUACAUUAUCAAUAUGAAACAACUAUAUAUGAUAUUGAUCGAAUAAAUAACACUUGUUUAUGAUUUCGACAAGAAAAGUCUGUAGAUAUGCUGUAUCACAUUUUGUACAGUCUGAACUUUUUAUUAAAGAAACAGAAACGUCUACAGUUAUUUAUCAAUCUGUUUCCGGUAUUACACGUGAUAUUGUCAAAACUCUUCCUUGUUGGAGGUACAUCAAAGGAGGCUGUGUUUCCGCAUCUCAUAAUUGAAUCAUUUUCGAUUAUCAAACCAUAGUUGUAUUACUAUAUUAUAUCAUAUAAAUAUGACAUUC
Molecule: messenger RNA, 5946 nt
Organism: Mizuhopecten yessoensis (Yesso scallop)
Lineage: Eukaryota; Metazoa; Mollusca; Bivalvia; Pectinida; Pectinidae
Product: cholinesterase 2-like
Exons: 6
Coding region: 586-2472 (628 amino acids)
Biological process (GO): choline metabolic process; acetylcholine catabolic process
Cellular component (GO): plasma membrane
Molecular function (GO): acetylcholinesterase activity
Source: RefSeq, a predicted model, not a curated record